Gasterosteus aculeatus aculeatus (three-spined stickleback) is the source of this 3704-nucleotide messenger RNA. RefSeq names its product transmembrane protein 184ba (gene tmem184ba). The record is from RefSeq and is a predicted model, not a curated record. NCBI's taxonomy places the organism in Eukaryota, Metazoa, Chordata, Actinopteri, Perciformes, Gasterosteidae.
CCUCCCUGUGUGGGCGGGGCUUCUCUGACCUGGUGUUAAUCCGACCAGGAUCGGUUUGAAGUCAGCGGAGUGGAGAAAGGAGCCGAAAGGAAUGACGGAGUCGGCAGUUUUAACUUCAGAAACACGGAGGUUCGACAACGUGAAUGCGCAGAGGAGUAAAAGGGUCAAGUAGAAGUUUAACAUGGGACUCUAACUUUUGGGGGGGGGAGUUUUUUGCGGGGGAGGGAGUCCGUCGAGGCUCAACAUGGAUGAUCCGUGCAGCUCUGAAGAAGAAUUGAGGCUUUUCUCAGGCUGACUUUUCUUGUCUGACGGAGCUGAGGAGUUUUAUCUCAAGGUCUAAAUAUCAAAAAUCCAAGCUUUGAACAGACAUCAGCAAAGAUGUUGACGCCGUGGAGGCGGGACGUGCCGCUCUCAGAGAGGCUGGGGGAGGACCCCGUCCUGGCGGCGGCCCCCGCGCCCCCGCCGACGGCCGCCCCGGCGGGCCCCAACAUGUCGUGGCUCCCUGAGGCCCCGUUGCUGAGCCAGGACCAGCCCAUCUUCCUCAUGACCCCAGCGGCUCAGGCUGUGUCCGGCUUCUUCGUCUGGACCGCGCUCAUCCUCACCUGUCACCAGAUCUACAUGCACCUCCGUUUCUACAGCUCCCCGAGGGAGCAGCGGCACAUCGUGCGGAUCCUCUUCAUCGUUCCCAUCUACGCCUUCGACUCCUGGCUCAGCCUCCUCUUCUUCACCAACGACCAGUACUACGUGUACUUUGACACCGUGCGGGACUGCUACGAGGCAUUUGUGAUUUACAACUUCCUGAGCCUGUGCUAUGAAUACCUGGGAGGAGAGAGCGCCAUCAUGGCCGAGAUCCGAGGGAAGCCCAUCGAGUCCAGCUGCAUGUACGGGACGUGCUGCCUGAGGGGGAAGGCCUACUCCAUCGGCCUGCUGCGCUUCUGUAAGCAGGCCACCCUGCAGUUCUGCGUGGUCAAGCCGCUCAUGGCCGCCGUCACCGUCAUCCUGCAGGCCUACGGCAAAUACAAGGACGGAGACUUCAAUGUUGCCAGCGGUUACCUGUACGUGACCAUCGUCUACAACGUCUCCGUUAGCUUGUCCUUGUACGCCCUCUUCCUCUUCUACUUCUCCACCCGGGAGCUGCUGAGCCCGUACAGCCCCAUGCUCAAGUUCCUCAUGGUCAAGUCGGUCAUCUUCCUCUCCUUCUGGCAGGGCAUGCUGCUGGCCAUCCUGGAGAAGUGCGGCGCCAUCCCCCAGAUCAACUCCGUGGAGGUGUCCGUCGGCGAGGGGACGGUCGCCGCCGGCUACCAGAACUUCAUCAUCUGCGUCGAGAUGUUCUUCGCGGCGCUGGCCCUGCGCCACGCGUUCACAUACAGAGUCUACAUGGACAAGAGCCUGGAUUCACACGGACCUCUUCCUACAUAUGGAGAGUUUGGCCGCCGCGCCCCCAUGAAGAGCAUCUCCAGCAGCCUGAAGGAGACCAUGAACCCGGGCGACAUGGUGCAGGACGCCAUCCACAACUUCUCCCCGGCCUACCAGCAGUACACCCAGCAGUCCACGCUGGAGCAGGGGGCGCCGGCCGCCGUGUCCCGCGCCCGCGGGGCCGGCGGUGGCGGCGGCGGGAGCGGCCGCGGCGACACGGAGAAGACGCUGCUGCUCAGCUCCGACGACGAGUUCUAGAGAACGGCGUCCAGAAGGUGUUGGUGGCAGAUGGUACUUGAUGCUCUUCAGGGUGUGAGUGAGCAGGCAGGUGUGAGUUUGACGGUUUUCUGUUUUUUUGACGCUGUCCGUGAAGGCGAGGACCCGGAUGAUCCCAGACUCUCUCCUCUGGUCGGAACACUCUGAGCCCGUUUGGCCUUUUACAACGCUGGCCAGGAACUGGAGCUUGAGUUCAGGUUGCAAAGUGUUGGCGUGAGUCACACUCUUCCAUUCUGAGUCAUCGCGGACUUUUUGGAAUGUUUUCCGGCUCGGAUGAUUUCACAUUUCUGCUCCGUCUGGCGGAAACAUUAUCGUCCAACGGGAUUUAUUAUUUUUUCGUUCUGGACCUGAUUCGUUUCACAUUCUUCAGCACCUCUUGUUUUUAGAUUGUCGUUGGUUUAUACAACGGGUUGAAUUUCUCCAUGAUGUUAUUGAUAUCGGGGGUGUCAGAUUAUAAACCCUACAGAACAUCUGCUGCGGGGCUGAAGGGCGACGGCCAGCCGGUCAGGAUUACACUAGCUGGUGUAAUUUCUAUGGCUGGGAUUAAAGCUGGUGCCUGUUUCACUCAGGAAGUGGACCAGUGAUGUAGGUUAACUGGAUUUAGGGAUAAAUGAGAGAGGAAUAUAGGUUACUAAUAACUAUACAUGCUUGUUCUCAGCAGUGCUAUCAAAGGAAUAAAGCUCUUCUCUGGUCAUAUACCAACAUUACAAAUGUUAAAACUAAAAUAGGAACAUUUCAUCACGUGUGUGCGUGAAGGAAUUACUCUGAGUUCUCUGUUUCAGCCAGCGACCAACUGGUGACAACAGUAGCGACUGGUAAAUAAGUCAAUAAGUCGGACUUAUUUUAGUUUAAUUCUAAAUAUCCACCCGUUUCCCCACCUUAGUAGAGACUAAAGUCCAUCCCGAACAAGUGAGGUUCUGUACUUCCUCUCACACACCUGCUUUGCCUGGUUUCAGUAUUGUUACGUUUUUUGCAUUUUUACAGUUCUUAUCUAAAACUGUGACAAAUGUGAAAGAAGAAAAACAGAAUAUUAGCACACUAACAUGGAAAAAUAUAUCAUGCAAUUAUAAUAUAGUUACAUUAUACAGCAUUCACUGUUAAAUAACAUAUACUGCAUUUUCUUUCACUCUGAUGCUCUUUGUCCUGAAGUCCUUGAGGUCCUGAGUGGGUCACUGGGAGUCCACCAGGGGGCCGCGAAGACCAGCAGGCGGCCAUUCAUCUCCCACACGUUAAGCUGCACAUGCAACCGCUUUGUCUGAGCACCAGUCUGUCGCUUGGUUUAAUCCCAUCAUCGCUCUGUGGCUUUUUGUCCUCAGAGGAAAGAAGAACGCCUCAGACUGCGGUCAUAUGGGUCUUUUCUCUCUCUCUUUUUGUGUUGUUUGUACUUCUUCCUGACAUAAUAUUGGUUUUAAACAGGACAGAAGCCACGUCUGUGCACAGGAGCAAGCGGGCUACUUGGAUCAUUUCUUGUUGACAUCCAGCUCCAAGUGACGCUGAGUCUCCUUUUAUAAACUCUGUUCGUCGUGUUGCCAUUAGGUUACAAGCUGUGUGCACAACGUCUUGUCUAAAUAAAUUCUAAUGCUGAAUCACUGAAUGCUGUAAUUCGCUGGCGAGCUUGAACUUCGUCCUGUUUCUCUACUUGUUCAGAUGUAUGAGUAAUGCUGUAAAUAGUUUGACGUGCUUCCUUCAGAAGGACACGCAGUGAUGUAUGUUUCAGUAGUCGUAUAUGAGACGGAGCGAGAACAAAGAGACCUAGUUUUGUAAUUUUACUUCAUGUGUCUUUUCAUUGGGCUGACUUGUGUUUAAUAAAGCUGCUCAUGACGCUAUUAUUUCAUGUCAAAUGGAGAAGAUAUAAUAAAAAUAUAUUUAGUCUGGUAUGGGAGUUAACCGCUUGUUUGUUUAGUUUAAGGCAUCAUGUGAACUGUUUAAAGAUCCUCUAAAUGGAUACACUGCUUCAAAAAAUGUCAAGUAUUUUAUUUUUGAUUAAAUUAAAUAAACUGGAUAACAUCUCA